Annulohypoxylon truncatum is the source of this 4533-nucleotide messenger RNA. RefSeq names its product glycosyltransferase family 1 protein. Gene Ontology annotation, molecular function: UDP-glycosyltransferase activity; hexosyltransferase activity. Gene Ontology annotation, biological process: carbohydrate metabolic process. Bases 309 to 4310 code for a protein of 1333 amino acids. The record is from RefSeq and is a predicted model, not a curated record. NCBI's taxonomy places the organism in Eukaryota, Fungi, Ascomycota, Sordariomycetes, Xylariales, Hypoxylaceae. The transcript is spliced from 6 exons.
UCAUUAUUGUUCCCUUCGCUCAAUAAAUUCUAAUUGUUGACUUUCACUUAUUCAUCUUUCUUCUUCAACUUUAUUUUCCCUGUGAUACUUGACUAAGUCCUCAGUAUUCAUUCAUUACCUACCUACCUAGGUAGUACUUCAUGUGAUACCCCUCUAUCGUCAUUCCCCUCUUCAUUUUCAACCACUAGCGCCUAGCUUUACAAGUAUCUCUUCAGAAUCGUCUUCAAUAGACUCAACUGUUCUAACUAUUUACCUUGACUCUUCUACAUUUUUUUCCGCAUGUUGUCUUGAAGAUAAAGACAUAAAACAUGUCGAUCAUCGACGAGAAAAGCGCUCCAAAAGCGGACGAAGCCGCUCAGGCUCGUCGUAUUUCUCUCAGCAACGCCCCCGAGGUCGUCAUGAAUGAGGCUCAGAGUGAAGGACCUAUACCCGUGGAGGCCGAGCUAGGAGCAGAAGAUGAUGUCCCCCCAGCCUAUAGCGAAUUCCAUGAUCAGUUCUCCCUUCACCAAACAGGUUUUGACGCUGGUGCUGCUGUUACGGAUGACGGCCGAGUCAACAUCAAUAUCAAUCAGACAAGUCGGCAUUUAGCCGAUUUCAUAGCUCCCGCUCUGCGUAAUCAGCUGAGAGAGAGCACCGAACCGGCAUCAACUCUCCCACCUGCCUAUAUCCCUCCUAGUUUAGGUGGCCAACCAGGUCAGACUCCACCUCCUCGAUUAAACGUGGUUAUACAGAUCGUGGGAUCGAGAGGCGAUGUGCAACCAUUUGUUGCGCUAGGGCAAGUUUUGAAGAAUACGUACGGCCAUCGUGUCCGAGUAGCUACGCAUACCACCUUCCAGAAAUUCGUUGAGGAAAAUGGCUUGGAAUUCUUCAAUAUCGGCGGCGACCCUGCCGAGCUUAUGGCCUUUAUGGUAAAAAAUCCAGGAUUAAUGCCUGGUAUGGAUGCGCUGAAGAGUGGCGAGAUAACUAAGCGAAGAAAGGGAAUUGAAGAGAUCGUUCUUGGCUGUUGGAGAUCUUGCAUAGAGACUGGAAAUGGCCUCGGCCCGGCCCCACGCUUCGACCGCCGAAGUAAAGUAGAUGCCGAACGCGAUGAGCUCCCGGCUCCCUUGCCCGAAGAAACGGGUCAUAAGCCAUUCAUCGCUGAUGCGAUCAUCGCGAACCCCCCAAGUUUUGCACAUAUACACGUAGCUGAGAAGCUGGGGGUACCUCUGCACCUGAUGUUCACUAUGCCUUGGUCGCCAACAAGAGCAUUUCCGCAGCCACUAGCAAAUAUUCAAUCGUCAAAUACGGAUCCUGUCACCACAAACUACGUUUCCUAUACGCUAGUUGAGAUGAUGACAUGGCAGGGACUUGGAGAUGUCAUUAACCGGUUUCGCACAAAGAUCCUCGAUCUUGAGCCACUAUCUAUACUCUGGGCGCCUGCUGUAUUAACCCGCCUUCGGAUUCCUUACACAUACUGCUGGUCUCCGGCUCUCAUCCCUAAACCGAAUGACUGGGGACAGCAUAUCGACGUUGCUGGGUUUUAUUUCCUCAACCUAGCAUCGUCUUAUACGCCAGAUCCUGAAUUAGCUGCAUUUCUUGCAGCAGGCCCACCCCCUAUCUACAUCGGCUUUGGUUCCAUUGUUGUGGAUGAUCCGAACGGCCUUACCAGAACAAUAUUUGACGCAGUGGCGGAAACCGGAGUGCGGGCUUUAGUCUCAAAGGGAUGGGGUGGGUUGGGAGCAGACUCGGUUGGUAUACCAGAUGGUGUUUUCAUGCUCGGCAAUGUUCCCCAUGACUGGCUAUUUCAACACGUCUCCGCUGUUUGUCAUCAUGGAGGUGCCGGAACCACAGCAGCCGGUAUCAAUGCUGGUAAACCUACUAUCGUCGUCCCGUUCUUCGGAGAUCAGCCAUUUUGGGGCGCUAUGGUUGCGAGAGCCGGGGCAGGACCGGAUCCCAUUCCGUAUAAGAGCCUCACUGCUGCAGGACUAGCCGAAGCUAUCCGGGUAGCAACCAAACCAGAGACCCAGGCACGAGCCCGCGAAUUAGGAGAGAAAAUACGCGAAGAGAAUGGCACAGAUGUUGGAGCCCAAAGCUUCCACAGACAUCUCAACGUUGACAGACUUCGAUGCGCACUAGCUCCUAGCCGAGUUGCCGUGUGGCGUCUCCGACGGACCCAGAUUUUCCUCAGCGCGUUGGCAGCUGCGACACUGGUUAAUGCCGGGUAUUUGCGAUACUCGGAUCUGAAAUUGUUCCGUGCAAACGAAUACAGUACCGAGGACCACCCGACAGAUCCUAUCUCAGCUUGUACGUCAGCUUUGAUAGGAGACAUUGGCACCAUUGCCAUGUCCGCGGCGGAUUUUCCAAGAGAACUUUUCAAAGCGGCAACACCAAAAUCAAGGUCUUCAGACAAACUUGGCGAUGAUUCAACAACAAUGUCAUCAAGUGAGGCUAAUAACAGCACGCCUAGCCUGAAGCCAGAAGGGCCAGCAGACUCAACAACAACAUUGGUGAAAUCGGAAUCGCUUAACGUACAUCAUAACCCAUUAGGUGCGGGGUCCGAGAACAAUAUUUCAACUACCUCGAUCCCUCUCACCCCGACAGGAACAGGGCAUUCACGAUCACCAUCUGGGACAGCGUCUAUCUUACGCCGUAACCGUACAGAUUCCUCACAUAGAUCAGGGGCAGCAUCGCCUAAUCUCCUGAGUAAUGAAAACUUCGAGAGCGCAAUCGGUGCUGGCAAGAGCAUCAACAACAUCGUGGCGACUGGGAUGAAGUCUCCUAUGAAUUUUUGUCUAGGACUUGCGAGAGGCUUCAGAAAUGCGCCAACUUUAUAUAACGAUGAUACCGUUCGUCCCGCAGAGAAAGUAACCGAUUUUGCCAGUGGCCUCAAGAUUGCUGGAAAGGAAUUCGGUUUUGGCAUGUUCGACGGGAUAACUGGAUUAGUGACGCAACCUAUUAGAGGCGCAGAGAAAGAAGGUGCGAUGGGAGCCUUAAAGGGGUUCAGCAAAGGUAUCGGAGGGUUGGUGUUCAAACCUGCGGCUGCUAUUUGGUCCAUUCCCGCAUACACAAUGCAGGGUGUACAUGCCGAAAUUCGGACGCUAUUUGCUCAGAGUGCCCAGAAGUACAUCAUUGCGUCUCGGAUCUCUCAAAGCCAGGAUGAUUUUGCGAACUCAUCGCCUGAGGAGCGGGAGGACAUAGAAGUUCGCUGGAUUUCCCAGAAAGAAAAUAUGAAGGAUUUUUACUUGUGGAAGCAGAAGGAGAAAGGAAAGGCCCGGGAUGAGUCUCCUGCAUCAUCAAAUCACGGCUCGGUCAUUACAGAGCAAAUUGUCGGCAACGAACCACCAAAAACGGGGUGGUUUAACACAAGGCACCUAUCUUACGAGGAAAGGAAGAAACUGCAGGAGCAGAAGAAAGCAUGGAAGAAGAAACGAGCGGAAGCGGCGGCGACAGGCGGCACAUUCAUUGAAGAGCAUCCGGCCACUAAUAGUACACGUGACGAUCAUAACUUUGAGGAAGCAAUUCUAACUGCGGUACGAGAAACCUCUAGAGGCGAUGAGUCCGAAGAUGCUCGGGUAGAACAAGCGAUUCGAUCGAGCGUCAGACUAUUACGAAGCAGAUCAACGACACUUUCGUCACUUGCCUCGACCAUAUCUCAGGCCACACAGGAUUCUGGAUACAUAUCUAUGGUUGAUCACAAACACCCAUUGCCAAAUCAUGAUAUCAAACAACCAGUGGCUGGGCCAGCACUACCACCCCGGAUGCCCGAAGACCUGACGAAUAUUACUGAUGAGGAGUAUCAAGCCUUAAUCGAACAAGCAGUUCAGUUGAGCAUAGCUGAGCAGCAAGGAAGCGGGGUUCAGAGACACGAUGUCGAUAGUAGCGAGGACGAGGAUUAUAAACGGGCCCUGGAGAGAUCGCAAACGGAACGUAGCGCGGGGGGUGAAGACGACCAAGACUAUAAGGAAGCCAUCCAAGCCUCUGGGGUAGAAGGUAGACGCCCAGACGACGAAGAAGAGCUAAGGAAGGCAAUCGAAGCUUCGCAGGCAGAACAGACUCAGGGGGUCACCGAUGAUGAAGAGCUCCGCCGCGCCAUCGAGGAGUCCGAGAAGGCACACAAGGAGCAGUUAGCACGCGCCUCGUCGUUGAGGACGGAGGAGGAUAUCGUGUUGGAGUACGUCAAGAAGCAGAGCCUGGCGGAGGAAGAAUUCCGCAAGACCAGGGGGAAACAAGCAGAUACGGCCGACGAAGACGAGGAGCUGAGGCGAGCGCUAGAGGAGAGCAUGCGCACGGAAAGCGGGGCUAGGCGUGGUGGGGGUGGCGGCCCGUCAUAGUCCUGAUGUGUGCGAAAGGGCGUGUAGGGAAUGGAUAAUGGAUACGAACACGAGUGAUUACGCGAGCAUACGAUAGGAUAAUGAUACCCUUACUUAAUUAGGAUUAUACAGGCUGAAAUAGCAAGUUGAUUGCGACAAUGGCUACUGCUUUUGGGUCUUGGUGACGUUUAUGUGUGCAUGUGAUUGUGAUGGGACUACUAGCUGUAUGAAUGGGCGUUGGGAA